CAAAAAUGGAAUGUCGUUUGGAAAAUGAUAUUUUCUUCUUAGUUAAAAAUACUGGUCUUACUUUUUACAUUCUAUUGGAUAGAAUAUGCUGAGUUGAUAAUUUGGCAUUACAUUUAAGUAAAGUAAUUAUUUUUUAAUCUGCACGCGUUUUGGCCUUCUUGUUUUUAAAAUUAUUAAUUUUCAAACAUCGAUCUAAUUUGAUUGUCAAAAAAAAAAUACAAAUACCAAAUGGAGUGUGAAUCGCUGUCAGCAAAUUGCAAAACCGGAUCGACGGUGGAGUACGUUAGGGAUCAUCCGUUCGAGGUUGGACCCCGCUACUCUAAUCUGGUCUACAUCGGAGAGGGGGCCUAUGGAAUGGUUGUGUCAGCCAUUGACCAUCUGACCAAGACGAAGGUGGCUAUCAAGAAGAUUUCACCAUUUGAACAUCAAACCUACUGCCAAAGGACUUUGAGAGAAAUUAAAAUACUUACAAGAUUAAGACACGAAAAUAUUAUAAACAUUCAAGACAUCAUAAGGGCACCGACUGUUGAUGAGAUGAAAGAUGUUUACAUAGUGCAGUGCCUCAUGGAGACAGACUUGUACAAACUGUUGAAGACCCAGAAGUUGAGCAACGACCACGUGUGCUACUUCACCUACCAGAUAAUGAGAGGCCUCAAGUACAUCCACUCUGCUAAUGUCUUGCACAGGGAUUUGAAGCCGAGCAACUUGCUGGUCAACACUACUUGCGAUUUGAAGAUAUGUGACUUUGGUUUGGCAAGGGUUGCUGACCCGAACCACGACCACACAGGUUUUCUCACUGAAUAUGUUGCAACACGCUGGUACAGAGCUCCUGAGAUCAUGCUCAGUUCUAAGGGAUACAGCAAAGCCAUUGAUGUGUGGUCUGUAGGGUGCAUACUUGCUGAACUCCUAUCCAACAAGCCCAUCUUCCCUGGCAAACAUUACCUGGACCAGUUGAACCACAUUCUGGGAGUGCUUGGGUCUCCAUCCCAGGAGGAUCUCAACUCCAUCAUCAAUGAAAAGGCCAGAGGGUACCUGCAGUCUCUGCCGUUCAAACCCAAACAACCGUGGAACAAGUUGUACCCGACCGCUGAUCCUGACGCCCUCGACUUAUUGGACAAGUUGUUGACCUUCAACCCUCACAAGAGGAUAACGGUGGAAGAAGCUCUUGCUCAUCGAUAUCUCGAUCAGUACUAUGACCCCGCUGAUGAGCCCGUUGCCAGUGAGCCGUUCACUUUUGAAACUGAGUUGGAUGACCUGCCUAAGGAGCAGUUGAAGAAGUUGAUAUUUGAAGAGACCAACCUCUUGAGACAGAAGCAGGCUGCUGAAAUGUAUGGCGGCCAAGUUGCACAAGCAUAAUUCAAUCACUUGAAAGCAUUCCAAAGAAGCAUCCUCACCAUCAAACUACAUGAACUGUUCAGGCUAAUUAGAUUUCAGCUGCAUUUCGUUUACUUAUUAUUUUGUUAUUGUUAAUGUCGUUGUUGUCAUUGCCGUUAUUAUUGUUGUUGUUUUUGAGUUUCUUUCAAUUUUAUAACUAGUUUGAGAUUUAUCUUGCAACAAAUAUUUUUGUAAUGUAACUAACUAACUAACAUUUUUACAGCCAUACGUCAUAUGUCUUUUAUCAAAAAAAUAAUCACUGACCUAAUAGCUACUUCGAAAGAACUUUUACAUUUGCAAGAGAAUUUAUAAAUUGUACAUUUUAUGUAUAUCUUACAAAAAUUCUGAGUUUAGCUUAAUGACAAUUUAUUUUAAAUAUUUGAUGUUUUAAUUUGAGAAGGCACGCAUGAUCUUGAAUCGUGAUGAGCACAAAUAUUUGAUGCUGAGGUUUCAGGAAUCAUUUUUUUCUGUUUUCACUUGCAAUACUAAUCAUGUAUCCGUGAACCAGUGAGAGGAAAUUUUUCAUCACUAAUUAUUUAAAUGAAGUAAGAGCUUUGGUGUAUAUUACAAUGUUUGAUAUGAGAUAAUUUGUGUUCAUUUUUAUCAAUUUUGAAAAAUAAACGUUAUUUUGUAUCGCAUUCGUAAAAAA
This is a messenger RNA of Helobdella robusta, 2023 nucleotides long. RefSeq lists its product as hypothetical. The transcript has 11 exons. Gene Ontology annotation, cellular component: nucleus; cytoplasm. The coding region runs from base 229 to 1356 and encodes 375 amino acids. Gene Ontology annotation, biological process: protein phosphorylation; intracellular signal transduction. The record is from RefSeq and is a predicted model, not a curated record. Gene Ontology annotation, molecular function: MAP kinase activity; ATP binding. Lineage: Eukaryota; Metazoa; Annelida; Clitellata; Rhynchobdellida; Glossiphoniidae.